Molecule: messenger RNA, 6291 nt
Organism: Parasteatoda tepidariorum (common house spider)
Lineage: Eukaryota; Metazoa; Arthropoda; Arachnida; Araneae; Theridiidae
Product: zinc finger protein basonuclin-2
Biological process (GO): regulation of DNA-templated transcription
Cellular component (GO): nucleus
Source: RefSeq, a predicted model, not a curated record
AUUCAGAUUUAUUCGGGGGGAAAACAACUCAUGCUGGAUAAAAACCACGUGGAUACGAAAAGAGGCAGAUGAUGUUUUUCGUAACCCUCUUUUUUUUGUUCGAAAAUAUAUCAACUAAAAAAAAAGAAUUUUUUUUUCACCCUCCACCGCAGCAGAUAGAAGUCUUUUAAUUUAAAGAUGAACAAUGGAUUUGCAUGGGAGAAUCGCAUCGGUGCGAUGGAGAUGACACCUCGACAAACGAUUUCUCCGGACUCACCUGUGAUCGGCCACCCCUUCUAGUGACGUCACAAAGUUUGGGGUGUCCAAGCAAGCGUGACGUAAGGGUCCCUGGCGGAUGUCGCCAGCGAAGGAGGAGUAAAACGGGGAGUGGCUAAAGUUCCACUUACGACGGUGUGCUGUACGGUCGUGGAACCUCCCCCCUUGGAAUCGUUUGUUUUCUAUUCCUUUUUCUUUUAUUUUUUGUGAUCAUCCUCCUUACCUUCUUGUCUAACUCUCCCCGGUCGAGAGAAGAGGUCUUUCCCGUCGUUGGCGACAGUGGUUGGCCGUGCUCUUGUGCGUGUGCUUUUUGUCUUCGUUCUGUUUGACUUGGACGGGUUCGUUUUAGGUGACGGCCGCCGUCACCGAGCGUGGACACAUGACAACGACGACUUCUUCGGCCGAAAACGGAGGUGGCGGGGGCGCGACAGCUGCUUCGUCACCGUCACCACCUAAUUUGCCCUUGCAACUGCCCAGUGCUGCUGGACAUCAGAGAUUGUGCAAUCCGGGACAUCCCCCGAUGUCACCCCCUGAGGCGCCAACAGGAACGACACAGGUUCAACUGCCAAGACCCACGCUUCUUAUGGACGUGGCUAUCCGAUGCACUUCAGCUAAUUGUUCCUGUGAUUGCUUCUCACCUUGUAAAUCUCGAAUUCGAACUUGUGAUGGCUGUGGACAUGGAUGGGUCAGCCACGCUUUGGACAAAUUGGGAUAUCGUCACUUGUACAAUUGCCAUCAAGUGGAAGUAGUGCAGCCCAGUAUUGCUUUUGAUGUUGCAUCUCUGUUGCUCUAUGGUACGCAGGCCAUACCAGUGCGAUUGAAGAUACUGCUGGAUAGGCUGUUUAGUGUAUUGCAGCGAGAAGAAGUUUUACAGGUGCUUCAUGGUUUUGGAUGGACCUAUGAAGAUUAUGCUAGAGGAUAUAUAGCACAAGAUCCAUCUGGCACCGUUUUGGAUAAGUGGUUACUAGCUUCAAAAGAAGAGGAAGUCUUCAUUUUUCAACAGUUCCUACGCUUCUCUGAAACUAAAUCUAUUGCACAACAGUUGCUUUUGCAAGAAAGUGGUGACAAAAUUGACUGUGUAGUUACCCCACCGGCUACUGAAUCCGAUAUCAAAAAGUUUAUUGAAAGGACUAAUAACCGGGGCACACUUUUCAAGCAUCAUAGCAAUAGUUUAUACGAUUCAACUAUAUAUCCAGCUAUGCCCUCAAUUGUAAGCCCAAGUAAAUCUUUAUACAGGCAUACGUCAAGUGUCAGCUCUACUCAGUCGAACAUUAGUUCUACUGUCUCCUCGCCUAUUGAUUGCACAAGCCCAAUUGCUUUAUCACCUCUUAAUAGACUGCAGAACAUGCAACCUCAUGAUUAUAGAAGAGAUAGUCCAGAGUUAGUUCGAAGUGACAAAGAUAAAAUGUUGUCAGUUGCUGUUCCAGCUCACACCUCUCUGAACUCUCCAACUUCCGUCCCUAAUAUUUGUUUUACCACUUCUAGUCUCCCACACAUCCCCAAUACAAAUAAUUCCUAUUACGUCAAAGCCAACUCAGAACGUAGUUUCAACGAGGAAGAUGUUUCUGAAGACGAUGACGGAGACAGGAGGAAUGGUGCCAUAAACCUGACUAGACAUUCUCUGCCAACGAGCUAUAUGGACUCUGUUUAUGCCGCCAAAAAAAUCAGGCAUUUGAGAAAGUCAGCCAAUCCCAUGAAAAGGAAAUGGAAUCCUACGGUUCUAGCUACUCUUGCUAUGAACCCAGCUACUGGUAAGAAACGGGUUCAGUGUGGUGAAUGCUACAAAACUUUUUGUGAUAAGGGAGCUUUAAAGAUUCAUUACAGUGCCGUACAUCUAAGAGAAAUGCAUAAAUGCACAGUUGAAGGAUGCAAUAUGAUGUUUAGUUCAAGGCGAAGCCGGAACAGGCAUAGUGCCAAUCCUAAUCCCAAAUUACAUACUCCAAAUUGUAGAAGAAAAAUUAACCCGCACGACGGGAGAACUGCCAAUCCCUUUCCUGUUCCUCCAGGUACGUUUGUUGAAUUUCCUAAUAGUUUUGCUUCCUAUCCUCCUGGCCAGAUGGAAGGAGAGAGCAAUUCUUUCUCCGAUGAUGAUGAUCAAAUGACUAUGGUUCCUAGGGUAAAUUCUAUGUAUGAUCAUAACGUUAAAGGGUCUUCUCUAAUAAAAACAGAAGACAGGUUACCGGAACCUGAUGACGUGCCCCUAUCUUUAACUAAAAAAAUUCGAAUGGAGGACGAUGUGAACGAGCCAUCAAAAUGUAACAUAAACGAAGGGAUUGAUUUAAGUUUGAAAGAAUGUAGUUCUCGUAGAAUAGCUGAUGUGAAAGAUAGUUUUUCAAAAGAAGAUGUAAAGCCUGAACAGAACACAUCAUCUGAAGAAAAAGCUAUAAAUGCUUUUAAACAGGAGGAUAUAGAAGCUGAUAAACCAACCACGGAAUCAAAAGAAAAUUUCAGGAUGGAAUUGGAAAACGGUAAAAUGCAUACUUUACCAAAUAAUCCAGAUUCAGAAAUUUUAUGCUUGAAAUCUGAAACCAAAAAUUUCACUCCUAAGUCCCAAACUGAUAAAGAAAUCCGUGAAGCCAGCCAUGCAUAUAAAAAGCUGAAACACUCCGAUACUGAAUCGUCUCUAAUAACCAAUCAAGCCAAUAUGCCAUUGAUGACAAAAGGUGUUCGGAAGCGUAAAAGUUUGAAUCCUAUUCGAUGCCCUGCUGCAAGUGAUGAUGAUUUGCCUUUCGUAUCAUCGGAUGAUUCUUCUAGCGACACUUAUAUUGAUCAAGAUAAUGAUGAGAAUGGUUUGCUAGAUUCAAAGUCUGAUUAUCUGACUUCUGAUGGGUCAGACUCAAUGAAUGACUUAGAUGAACUGGAAGACAACAGUGCAACUGGUGAUAAAAGAGAUUGUGCAAACUCUGUCAACAAAUCAUCCCAAGUGAUGACUUCUUCUACUGUUAACUCAUCACGGGCUUCAAACUUGAAUGACGCCUCCGAACAACGUUUGCGUGACCACGAGCAAUACAAUGGUUUCUCUGUAUCUGAUCUCAGCAAGACAAAAUCUAGUAAUCAAAUUAAAAGCGAAGAUAUAAGUGAGAAUCCUCUGAGACAUUUGGAAUCUCUGUCAUUGGGAGCUUUUACCAAUAUGCUGAAUGUAAAUAAUAGGACUAAUUUCAAUCAAAGGGGGGUCAGUGUCUCAAGUGGUGUAUCUUACCAUGCUCCGGGGCUGGGAUUAGCUUCUGUCACUACAACCACUGCUCCGAACCGUGCAGAAUCUCCUGUUUCAGAUGUGAUGCCCACUUUAACUCAAAACUCAGUAUCACACGCACCACCUCUAACAUCAAGCUGUACUUUUAACAAUAGUGACACCGAUAACUCCAUGUCCGAAAACCAACUGCCUAUGGUACCGGUUUUUAGAGAUGCAUCCAUGAUAGGUUCUCUUGAAAUACCUGUUGACAAGGAAAACCCUCGGCGAUGCACAGCAUGUGGGAAGAUUUUCCAAAACCAUUUUGGUGUAAAGACUCACUAUCAGAAUGUUCAUCUCAAGGUUAUGCACAAGUGUACGGUGGAUGGUUGUAACGCUUCAUUUCCAUCAAAGCGGAGUCGAGAUCGCCACAGUUCCAACAUGAAUCUUCACCGGAAACUGCUUUCGACAACUUCAGAUAGAUCAAAUCUGUACUUCGACAAAGCCAGUGCAGUGUACCCCUUUCAUACAGAUAGUUACAGCAGGGAUUUAUUCUCCCGUUUUCAUGAGCAAGGUCCUCAUCCAUUGGCAGCAAUGGAAUAUUACAGUCGACUUCAGCAUGAUGGUGCAACCCCUACUUUUCUAAACCCGUACACCCACUUGCCAGGUGCGAUUCCUGGUUACCAUCCAGCUUUUUACAAUACAUCAGCUUAUACGACUUUCAAGAACGAUGCGACCACAAGGUACAAUCACGAAAACAGUGGUCGCAAUAGUUCUCUAAGUUCCAUUAGCAACCCAUCGUCUCCUGGGCCUUCCUCGGGAGGUUCUCCUAAGGAGCACUCAUCCCAUCAGAACUCUGUGAAGUUGGAUGAAGAGUUAUCUCCUGAUCAUGAUGGGAGGUUCGUUUGUACGAUUUGUGAGAAAAAGUUUCACGAGAGAGUUGUGCUUAGAGAACAUUACGAAAAAAGUCACACAAAAGAACUUCUGGAAUGUUCUACGAAUGGUUGCAAUAAAGUGUUCCUAUCAAGGCAAUCUAGGAAUGUUCACAGUGAUAAUUUGCACAAAGACAAAAGUGUGGAGGAUACGUAGUGAUAACUGUAAUUCUUGUUACUGCAUGUAAAGCAAUUCAGAAAAAAAAAAUGUGCCAAUGUAGUAGAAAUUGUGAAUUUGAAUCAUGUCCCCAACAGUUUUUUUAUUUUUAUUCAUUAUGAUUUUUUAAUUUUAACUCUGUUUGUUAGGUUAGCAAUAUGGAAAGUUCGAACAUUUCGUUUUAAAAAAUGUUGUUAAUAACUAAUGAACUAGUUAAAUGCAUACAUGUUCUUAAAACCAGCAGCUAAGCAGUGUGUAAGUUUUUUUUAUGGAUAAGCAACAUAACUUUAUGCUAUGAAAAUUUGAAAUAUAACUCUAUCCUUACAGUAUUUUCCGCUUUUUUUUAAAAAGUAUUUUCUUUACAUUUUAUAAUAUUUAUCACUUAAUUUACUGAAUUAAAAUAUUAUAUAACAAGUAAAUAGAUUUUUUAUACUUCAGGCAUACUCUUAUAAUUAUUUACAAUCAGUAGGAAGUCAUUGAAUUUCCUUUUCCAAAUUUAAAUUGAUACAACACAAGACACUUGUUUUGAAAAUAAAACUGUUUUUAAAGCCAAGUAAUUCUCCAAAAUCAAAUCUGUUCAAGGGAUUGAUGUAAAUUAUUCGGAAAAUUUUGCUAAAAUGAAUAAAAUUAUGUAAAAAGGAUUGGAAUACCACAGUAAAAAUUUUCAUAAAAAUAUUUAUUUUAUAGCAGGCUUGUUUUUGUCUUAUCAUUUAAUGUUUGAUUGAAACACAUAAGCAUUGAGCAUAUUUUCUCAGAAGCAUUCAAAAUUUAUAAGAAUGUUUAUUUAAAUUAAUAAUAAAAGUAUUUUAAAUCAUAUUAUGGUUAUUGAUACAAUGUCCAACCUAUUUAAUAUAUAUAAUGUUCAAAAUUAGUUUUCAUGAUAGUAGAGAGGUUUUAUUUGUGUUUUUGAUUUUGUUGAAACAUUUGUAAUAACUUGAUAGACAUUAAAGAUGAAUCAAACUCUUAUUUAAGACCAAUUUUAAAUAAUUAUCACUCGAUACAUUUUUAAGUUUUAAAUGAAAUUACAUCAAUCUUACUAUUAAAAUUAAUGCAAUACAAAAGUGAAUUAAGUGACUAAAGAUGAAAAAAAUCAAACUUCUUUUUAAAAAAAAUAUAAAUUAGGUGAAGUCAGUUAAAUAAAAGUUAAUUUUUACUACAAAUAGAGAAGAAUUUUUAUAUAGGUAAUACGUGCUAAUCUGUUGCUUUUUCCUCAGAUAUAAAACAUUUAAAAAUCUUGAAGAUUUUAGUUUUUAAAUGUUAAAAAAUUAUAAGUUUAACUUGUAAAAUGUUCAGUUGAAAUUCUGUUCAAACAUCUUCAAUAAUUUAAGCAUUUAUUACAUUGAAUGAAUGUAUUUUUUUGCUUUGAAUUUGUUUAACCUUUGAUUUGGCAGAAAAAUACAUGAAAUUGUUUUUGGAAAAAAGGGAGAUUUAAAAAAAAAAUUGGAAUUUCAAAGUGCUGCCUGAUUGCAACACUGCCAAUUAAUGGUUAAACAUUUUUUUUCUAUUUGAUUUGUUGAAUCGAGUUAAGUAACUCGAUGUUUAAGAAUAUUUAUACUAUUCUAUUAAAAAUUGUUGGUGUUCAUAUAUAUGUAGAGAAAGUGUAUAUAAGAACAUUUUUAUUAUAGAAAUGAUUGUUAAUUUAUUUUGAAAUUAUGGCGCCAGCUGUUAUGUGUAAAAAAUGCUGUGCCAACAUGUGUAUAAAGUUUUUCGCCAAAUAAGUUUAAUAUAACAGUCAUUCCUCAAAGCAACAAAAAAAUGUUUCUAAUUUUCAUUCCCCC